Molecule: messenger RNA, 2063 nt
Organism: Solanum stenotomum
Lineage: Eukaryota; Viridiplantae; Streptophyta; Magnoliopsida; Solanales; Solanaceae
Product: pentatricopeptide repeat-containing protein At3g03580-like
Exons: 1
Coding region: 71-2059 (662 amino acids)
Biological process (GO): RNA modification
Molecular function (GO): RNA binding; protein binding
Source: RefSeq, a predicted model, not a curated record
GCUCUUGAAAUCUCCCUACGACUUAUAUGAUUAUUCUUGUUCCGUAUUUAGCCCCUUAACUUGGUUAUCAAUGCGGACCAAACUUACUAUAGCGUCUUUAGCCAGAAGCAGAUACGUAACAACCCAUUCUCACAAUUGCCAACAACCCACUCUACCUCUUCAGUUUAACUCUCUAAGCAACUAUGAUGUUUCCUCAACUAACCAAAUAUUACAUGAUCUUGUCAAGUAUGGAUCUUUAACCUCUGCACGCCACUUGUUUGAUGAAAUGCCUAAACGUGAUGUUGUUACAUGGAAUAUCAUGAUUUCUGGAUAUAGUCAUAAUGGGUUUCCAAGAAAAUCAUUGCACUUAUAUAAUAAAAUGGUUUCUAAUGGUAUUAUAGAGAAUUCAUCCACUUUCUCCUCUAUAUUGGCCAUAUCUGCUAAUGCAGGUUUGUUCAAACAAGGGGUUGAGAUUCAUAGCAGAGUUGUUGUUUUGGGAUGUAGUAUGAACUUAUAUGUUGCUAGUUCACUUGUUAAUAUGUAUAUAAAAAUGGGGUUUAUAGAUUUUGCUUUUAAAUUGUUUUACGACUUACCUAAACGAAAUUUACCGAUAUGGAACUUGGUUUUACGCGGAAUUUGUGAAUUGGGUCGGUUGAGUGAGUUCUUAAGAUUGUAUAGUGAUAUGAAGAUGGAGAAUGUCGAGCCUAAUGGGGUUACGUUUUGUUAUUUGAUUCAUGGUUGUUGUAAAGAGAGACUUGUUGAUAAGGGCAGGCAGCUGCAUUCCCAUGUGAUUAAGAAUGGAUGGUUAGAAUCAAAUAUUUUUUUAGCUAAUGUAUUGGUGGAUUUUUACUCUGCUUUUGGUAUUUUGGUUGAUGCCGAUAAAGCAUUUGAAUGUAUUCCACCUCAGGAUGUCAUUUCAUGGAAUUCAAUGGUUUCCGUUUAUGCUGCUAAUGAUUUGUUACAUGAAGCUGUUCGAGUCUUUGAAGAGAUGAGAUUGUGGGACAAACAUCCCUCUGCUAUGUCGUUUGUGGCAUUGUUAAAUUUAUCAAGUCGCGGAAAGGAACUGCUAUUUGGAAAACAAAUACAUAAUUUUGUUAUAAAAGUGGGUAUUGAUUAUGGAAGUGUCCUCAUUCAGUCAGCUUUGAUUGAUAUGUAUGGGAAAAAUGAUGACAUUCAAAGUUCAAUUGAUGUAUUCCAGUGUUCACAUGAGAGAAGUCUCGAAUGUUGUAAUUCAAUGAUGACAUCUUUGCUGCAUCUUGGUUUCCUACAAGAUGUGUUUGAGCUUUUUAGUUGGAUGGUUUGUGAAAAUAUUGUGUUUGAUGAAGUGAGUUUGUCCUCAACAAUUAAGGCAUUUUCAUUGUAUUCCUCUCCUAGCUUGGAUAACUGUUGCUUGUUGCAUUGUUGUGCAAUAAAAUCAGGUUUUGAUUCUGAUAGUAUUGUCUUAUGUUCUCUAAUUGAUGCAUAUUCAAGAUCUGGACAGAUUAGAUUCUCUCAACAGAUUUUUGAAGCACUUCCCUCACCUAAUAUUUUCGGUUUCACUUCAAUAAUUAAUGCAUAUGCUCAGAAAGGAAUGGGAUAUGAAUGCCUUGCAGUGUUUGAAGAAAUGAUCCAAAGGGGUCUAAAACCAGAUAAAGUAACAUUCUUGUGUAUACUGUUGGGAUGCAACCAUUCAGGUCUAGUCGAAGAGGGGAAAAUGAUUUUUGAUUCUAUGAGAACUAUUCAUGAUGUCUAUCCAGACAGGAGGCAUUAUUCAUGUAUGGUGGAUCUUCUAGGCCGUGCAGGUCUAGUCAAUGAGGCAGAAGAGCUGCUAAUGCAUGCUUCAUCGGAAGGAGAUUCUGUCAUGUGGAGCUCACUUUUGCGAAGUUGCAGGAUUCAUCAAAAUGAGCAUGUUGGAAGAAGAGCAGCUAAAAGGUUAAUGGAUCUUGAGCCAGAGGAUCCUUCUUUUUGGUUACAGGCCUCAAAUUUUUAUUCUGAAAUUGGAGAAUUCGAAACUGCCGUAUACAUUCGAGAGGUUGCAGUGGCGAGGAAGAUGAGCAGAGAUAUUGGCUAUAGUUUAAUUCGGGUGCAUGAGUUCCAUUAAAUAU